AUGGCGGAAGACGAAUACCGUCCCGAGGUAGUCUGCGACGACGAACCUCCCAUUGACGCCAAUGCCAAUGCCGACGCCGAUACCGACUCGAGCUCACUCGCCUCUUUGAGCCCCAGUGACGAUGGUCGCUGGGGAGAACGAGAUGCCGGCGACCACGUGUCGCAGCGCGCGGCGAUGGAGGACUUUGAGGAGAUGCGCCGCGAGUUGACCCGGGCAAGCCUUCAGCGGACGCGUUCCACCACCGCGCGAGAGGGUCGCCGGUUACAACUAUCGCGCCCGGCCGUCCAGGCCAAGGACGGCCAGCGCGUGGUUGAUGAGGAGGCCGCGACCGGCCACGACUACCCGGGCGAGCCCUUUGACCUCGGCGGCUUCCUGCUGGGUGGUCACCUCGAGCGCCGCACGACGGCCGGCGAGCCGGCGAAAAAAGUCGGCGUCACCUUCAAGAACCUCACCGUCAAGGGUGUCGUAACGGGGGCCUCCUUUGUGCGUACCUUGCCGGACGCCGUCAUAGGUACCUUUGGCCCCGAUCUGUACCAUCUGGUCUGCCGCUUCCUGCCCUCCCUGCGUUUCGGCCGGCAGCCGCCCGUGCGAGACUUGAUCCACGACUUCAGCGGCAUCGUCCGUGAGGGUGAGAUGAUGCUCGUGCUCGGCCGCCCUGGGGCUGGCUGUAGUACGUUUCUCAAGGCCAUCGCCAACGACCGCCUCACCUUUGCCGCCGUCGAGGGCACCGUCAGCUACGGCGGCAUCCCCGCCGAGGAGCAGCACAAGCACUUCCGCGGCGAGGUCAACUACAACCCGGAGGAUGACCAGCAUUUCCCCUCCCUCACCGUGUGGCAGACCUUGAAGUUCUCGCUCAUGAACAAGACUCGCAAGACUGACCGCGCGAGCAUCCCCAUCGUCAUUGACGCCCUGCUGAAGAUGUUCGGCAUCACCCACACCAGGAACACGCUCGUCGGCAACGAGUACAUCCGUGGCGUCUCCGGCGGCGAGCGCAAGCGUGUCAGCAUAGCCGAGACUCUGGCUACCAAGUCGACCGUUGUCUGCUGGGAUAACUCAACCCGUGGCCUCGACGCCAGCACCGCCCUCGACUACGCCAAGUCUCUCCGCAUCAUGACCGAUGUCAGCAAGCGCACCACCUUUGUCACCCUCUACCAGGCUGGCGAGAGCAUCUACGAGCUGAUGGACAAGGUCAUGGUCAUCGACUCCGGCCGCAUGCUCUACCAGGGCCGCGCCGAUGAGGCCCGUCAGUACUUCAUCGAUCUCGGCUUCUUCUGUCCCGACCAAUCGACCACCGCCGACUUUCUCACCUCCAUCUGCGACCCAAAUGCCCGCCAGUUCCAGGCCGGCCGCGAGGCGUCGACCCCGAAGACCCCCGAGGAGCUGGAGGCGGCAUUCCGCCAGAGUGACGCGUACCGCCGGCGCAUUUGGGACGAUGUCUGCAGCUAUGAGAAGCAGCUCCAGGAUACCGAUCAGGCUGACACCCGGCGCUUCCAGCAGACCGUGGCUCGGUCCAAGAGCAAGACGGUCUCGAGAAAAUCCAGCUACACCGUCUCCCUGGUCCGCCAGGUCGCUGCCUGCAUCCAGCGCGAGUUCUGGCUGCUGUGGGGGGACAAAACCUCGCUGUACACCAAGUACUUCAUCAUCAUCUCCAACGCGCUGAUCGUCUCCUCCCUCUUCCACGGCGAGUCCCUGGACACCAGUGGCGCCUUCUCGCGUGGCGGUGUGCUUUUCUUCUCCAUCCUCUUUCUCGGCUGGCUGCAGCUGACCGAGCUGAUGCCCGCCGUCUCCGGCCGCACCAUCAUCGACCGCCACAAAACUUACGCCUUUUACCGGCCGUCCGCCGUCGCCAUCGCCCGUGUCGUCGUCGAUUUCCCCGCCAUCCUGGCCAUGGUCGUCCCCUUUUCGAUCAUCGUCUACUUCAUGGCGGGGCUUGACAUGACUCCCUCCAAGUUCUUCAUCUACUUUCUCUUCGUCUACACCAAUACCUUCUGCAUCACCUCUCUGUAUCGCAUGUUCGCAGCCCUGUCCCCGACCAUCGAUGAUGCCGUCCGCUUCAGUGGUAUCGCGCUCAACCUGCUCAUCCUUUACGUCGGCUACGUCAUCCCCAAGCAGACCCUCAUCGACAGCUCCAUCUGGUUCGGCUGGCUCUUCUACGUCAACCCCAUUUCGUAUUCAUACGAGGCCGUCCUUUCCAAUGAGUUUUCAGGCCGUCUCAUGGACUGCGCUCCCUCCAUGCUCGUGCCGCGAGGGCCCGGCGCCCAGGUCGGUUACCAGAGCUGUUCCUUGACCGGCUCGCAGCUCGGGAACACGUCCGUCUCGGGGACUAGUUACCUCGAAUCCACUUUUCAAUUCACACGGCAUCAUUUGUGGCGGGAUUUUGGUGUGGUCAUCGCUUUCACGGUCUUGUACAUUUCGGUGACCAUCAUCGCGACCGAAUUCCUCUCCUUUGUUGGCGGAGGCGGCGGCGGGGCCUUGGUUUUCAAGAAGACGAAGCGCUCGAAGCACAUGGCAGCGACUCCAACCAAGAGUGACGAUGAAGAGAAAGCGCCUAAUGCGGGAAACGAGGCCGUUCUGGCAAGGGGCGAGCUCCAGACUACUGGAGAGGAGACCUUCACCCGAUUGUCUUCCAGCGAGCGGAUCUUCACUUGGUCUAAUGUCGAGUACACCGUGCCCUACGGCAACGGAACACGAAAGCUCCUGAAUGGGGUGAACGGGUAUGCCAAGCCUGGUGUCAUGAUCGCGCUGAUGGGCGCGUCCGGGGCGGGCAAGACGACGCUGCUCAACACCCUAGCGCAGCGGCAGAAGAUGGGCGUGGUGUCGGGCGACAUGCUGGUCGACGGGCAUCCAUUGGGCCCGGAUUUCCAGCGGGGCACGGGUUUCUGCGAGCAGAUGGACCUUCACGACAACACGGCGACCAUCCGUGAGGCGCUGGAGUUCUCGGCCAUCCUGCGGCAGGAACGCGAGACCUCGCGCGAGGAGAAGAUUGCCUACGUGGACCGGAUCAUCGAUCUGCUGGAGCUGGACGAGAUCCAGGACGUCAUCAUCAGCUCGCUGAACGUCGAACAGAAGAAGCGGGUGACCAUCGGCGUCGAGCUGGCGGCCAAACCCAGCCUGCUGCUAUUCCUGGACGAGCCUACCAGCGGGCUGGACAGCCAAGCCGCCUUGUCCAUCGUGCGGUUCCUCAAGAAGCUGUCGCAGGCCGGCCAGGCGAUCGUCUGCACCAUCCAUCAGCCGUCGUCGAUGCUAAUCCAGCAGUUUGACAUGAUCCUCGCCCUCAACCCUGGCGGCAACACCUUCUAUUUCGGCCCCGUCGGGCACGAGGGGGCCGCCGUCACCAAGUACUUUGCCGACCGAGGCUUUGUCUGCCCGCCGUCGAGAAACGUGGCCGAGUUCAUCCUCGAGACAGCCGCCAAGGCGACCCAGAAGGACGGCCGCAAGAUGGACUGGAACGAGGAGUGGCGCAAUUCGGCGGAGAACAGUGCCCUGCUCGCCGAGAUCCAGCACAUCCGCGACCAACGCAGUCGCGUCCCCUUGCCCGAGACCGGCAAGCAACAUGAGUUCGCCGCCCCGACUUACCUGCAGACCACCAUGCUCACCAAACGUCUCUUCCUUAAUUACUGGCGCGAUCCGUCAUACUACUACGGCAAGCUGUUCAUCAGCGUCAUCAUCGGCAUAUUUAAUGGAUUUACAUUCUGGAAACUAGGCACAACCGUGUAUAGCAUGGAAGAUCGGAUGUUCUCUAUAUUCCUGAUUAUCUUGAUCCCGCCGAUCGUGAUGAACAGCAUCGUACCCAAGUUCUACAUCAACCGGGCGCUGUGGGAGGCACGCGAGUACCCAUCCCGUAUCUACGGCUGGGUCGCCUUCUGCACGGCCAACGUGGUAUGCGAGAUCCCCGCGGCGAUCGUGACGGGCCUCAUCUACUGGCUGCUCUGGUACUACCCCGUGGGGCUUCCCACGGACUCCAGCACAGCAGGCUACGUCUUCCUCAUGUCGAUGCUGUUCUUCCUGUUUCAGGCCAGUUGGGGCCAGUGGAUCUGCGCCUUUGCCCCCUCCUUCACCGUCAUCUCCAACGUGCUGCCCUUUUUCUUCGUCAUGGUUAACCUGUUCAACGGCAUUGUGCGCCCUUACGCCGAGUACCCCGUGUUCUGGAAGUACUGGAUGUACUACGUCAACCCGGUGACGUACUGGCUUCGCGGCGUGCUGGCCGCUGUCUUCCCCUCGGUGCAGAUCACCUGCGCCUCGGCGGAGACGACCCAUUUCGACCCUCCGCCGGGAAGCACCUGCGAGUCCUACGCCGGCUACUUUGUCUCCCAUGUCGCGGGGACUGGGUACCUGGUCAACCCGGCCGCCACUGCGGACUGCCAGUACUGCGACUACAGCAAUGGGCGCGAGUACAUGCACACGCUGAACGUGCAUGACGACGACAAGUGGAGGUGUUUCGGCAUCUUCCUUGCCUUUGUGAUCAUCAACUGGCUGCUGGUGUAUUUCUUCAUUUAUACCGUCCGCGUCCGACGAUGGUCGUUCGGCAUGGGAUAUCUUUUUGGGGGGGUAGGCACCCUCAAGAGUAUGAAUAAGGUGAUCAAGAAGAAUUAG
This is a messenger RNA of Penicilliopsis zonata CBS 506.65, 4593 nucleotides long. RefSeq lists its product as hypothetical. Gene Ontology annotation, molecular function: ATP binding; ATP hydrolysis activity; ABC-type transporter activity. Gene Ontology annotation, cellular component: membrane. The coding region runs from base 1 to 4593 and encodes 1530 amino acids. The transcript has 3 exons. The record is from RefSeq and is a predicted model, not a curated record. Gene Ontology annotation, biological process: transmembrane transport. NCBI's taxonomy places the organism in Eukaryota, Fungi, Ascomycota, Eurotiomycetes, Eurotiales, Aspergillaceae.